GGGUCUUGUAGUCUGUUUCCCUAGCCGCAGGGUUUGGCUGCAGCGGCAGAGUCGGCGGGCGCAGGAUGUGAGCUCACAGCUGAGAUUGCAGGCGGUAGCAGGCCAGAGGCGGCACGGAGUCGGCUUGCCACUCGGCUGAGACGAGAAACGCCACCGCGGACGCGCUGAAGAGUAUGAGGCCCUGGCCUCUGCGGGCCACUCAUUUGUGACCACUUCCACCACGGCAGAGCCUUCCAAGCCUACCUCCUGCCGUGUGGUGAUCUACCUGCAGCGGGAGAUGUCAGGGGACACCUGUCUGUGCCCAGCCUCAGGGGCCAAGCCCAAGAUCGGCGGCUUCAAGGGAGGUGGGCUGGGCAACAAGUACGUGCAGCUCAACGUGGGCGGCUCCCUGUACUACACUACGGUGCGGGCCCUCACCCGCCAUGACACCAUGCUCAAGGCCAUGUUCAGUGGGCGCAUGGAGGUGCUGACUGACAAAGAAGGCUGGAUCCUCAUAGACCGAUGUGGAAAGCACUUUGGCACCAUCCUGAAUUAUCUCCGAGAUGACACCAUCACCCUCCCUCAAAACCGGCAGGAAAUCCAGGAAUUGAUGGCUGAAGCAAAAUAUUACCUCAUUCAAGGACUGGUGAACAUGUGCCAGACCGCCCUGCAGGACAAGAAAGACUCCUACCAGCCUGUGUGCAACGUCCCCAUCAUCACAUCCCUGAGGGAGGAGGACAGGCUCAUCGAAUCUUCCACAAAGCCUGUGGUGAAGCUGCUUUACAACAGGAGCAAUAACAAGUACUCCUACACCAGCAACUCUGAUGACCACCUGCUGAAAAACAUUGAACUGUUUGACAAGCUGUCACUGCGCUUCAACGGCCGUGUGCUCUUCAUCAAGGAUGUCAUUGGCGACGAGAUCUGCUGCUGGUCUUUCUAUGGCCAGGGUCGGAAGCUGGCAGAGGUGUGCUGCACCUCCAUCGUGUAUGCCACAGAGAAGAAGCAGACCAAGGUGGAAUUCCCAGAGGCCCGUAUCUACGAGGAGACACUCAACGUCCUACUCUACGAGACUCCUCGAGUCCCUGACAAUUCCUUGCUGGAGGCCACAAGCCGGAGCCGGAGCCAGGCUUCCCCCAGUGAAGAUGAGGAUGCUUUGGAGCUUCGGGAUCGUGUCCGCCGCAUUCAUGUCAAACGCUAUAGCACUUACGAUGACCGGCAGCUCGGCCACCAGUCCUCUCAUCGUGACUAGUGAGACCCUUGAAGUCAGGACACAAGAAGCCCUGUGCGCCGCCCUGUGGAACACACCCCAUUGGCCAUCCUAUGCUGCUUCUGCUAGCUGGGAGCUUCUCUAGUAUGUGGAGGUGACACGCCCUGCUUGGGAGGUCAGGGAGCUUGGCAGAGGAAAGGCCAUAUUAUCUUGCCUGGGCCUCCUCCCCCAUCACCUCUGCUCUAGGGUGGGCGCACUGACUCCCCAGGCCCGUGGCUGAGAGCCUCCCUUCUGCUGAAGAGCUCCUUUAGUUCCUCAGCUGAAGCCCACAGGAACAACUUUGUUCUCUGAGAAAGGAGGCUUCUGGUGCUCUGAGGGCCCAAUUU
Molecule: messenger RNA, 1572 nt
Organism: Acomys russatus (golden spiny mouse)
Lineage: Eukaryota; Metazoa; Chordata; Mammalia; Rodentia; Muridae
Gene: Tnfaip1
Product: TNF alpha induced protein 1
Exons: 7
Coding region: 278-1228 (316 amino acids)
Biological process (GO): proteasome-mediated ubiquitin-dependent protein catabolic process; negative regulation of Rho protein signal transduction; protein homooligomerization
Cellular component (GO): Cul3-RING ubiquitin ligase complex
Molecular function (GO): protein binding; ubiquitin-protein transferase activity
Source: RefSeq, a predicted model, not a curated record